Messenger RNA from Acanthopagrus latus (yellowfin seabream), 4944 nucleotides. RefSeq names its product collagen alpha-2(VI) chain-like. Lineage: Eukaryota; Metazoa; Chordata; Actinopteri; Spariformes; Sparidae. The record is from RefSeq and is a predicted model, not a curated record. The transcript is spliced from 29 exons. Bases 942 to 4052 code for a protein of 1036 amino acids.
AAAUAAUGACACCAAGUAAAUAGUUUUUAAGGUGAAAUAUAAUGACAAAAUCAAAAAUAGUAAAAACUGGCCAAUUAUACCCGGGAAUAUCGGAUUUCACAACAAACCUAAAUAUCCCUGACAUCCCACCUUCAAACACAGCCUCAUUUGGCCAUCCAUGAAAAAGCUACUUAACCUCCCACUUUCCUAUAGGAAUACAUGUUUCCUACAGGCACUGCACUAGUUAGAAUUAAUUCCUGGUUGCAAGUUGUUUGUUUUUAUUAUAAAAAAUAAACUGAAAGUGAAAAGUGGCUUAUGUCAUCCCGGUCUCCCCUCCUCCUCAAGACCUGUAAACACACUUCAAUCAGCAAAAUCAGUGGCGUCACCCUUUAACAUCUCCCACAGCCCGAGGAGAUAUAUUCAAAUAGACAUGAAAAUUAACUACAUUAAUAACAUCGAAUAUUUAAAUAAGCGCAGACAGGGUUCCUGUUGAUCAACUAAUUGCUUAGUCCAAUGAUCGUUUGGUAAACUGCAGCCAGACGUCUUUGACUGGCUGGAGGCAGCAGCCACAUUCCAGCCUGGCAUCCCUCCUGCUGUAUAGUGCUGGAACAUAAACAGGCUGCGGGGGUGAGCAGCUCUCUCCAUGAUCACGUCUCAGCCUUGGAGACGGACCUCCUUCAGACUCCAGCUGUUGGGUCCAGCGGCGGCAGCAGCCAAUGACGUUCCGACGAAAUUCACUUGAAAUCCGUGCGUGUGGGGGGCGCGCGUCUGGGCGCACGCCUCUUACGCGCUCGCGCUUUACUUAACCGGGCGGCUCCUCGACCAGCAGCUGACCCUGAGAGCGCACUGAUGUGGGAACUGUGCGACUGAGAUGAUUGUCUAAAGUUUACGGUCUCUGGAAAACCGGGUGAGUUUCCUGCAAUCUUCGGACUCGGAAUUUUUGCGUCCUGCGUGCAGGAACCAUGGCGAUGAUUUCAGGGUUCAUCUUUCUGUGCAUGCUCCACGCUGCAGUCCCUCAGUUUUAUGGACCCAGGCCGAUACCUGGACGAGGUGACAGUCCAAUGGCAACUGAAGCUCCACCACCAGAUAAUCAAGGUUGUUCGACCGAGAUAAUCGAUUGCCCCAUCAAGCUGUUUUUCGCCAUCGACACCUCAGAGACCAUCGCCUUACAGGAGUCUCCACCAGGCGUCCUGGUGGAAAACAUCAAGGAGUUUACCAAGAUGUUUGCCCAAAGUCUAAAGGAUGAGGUAUACAAUGGCCAAGUCCGGUUGAGCUGGUCCGUGGGAGGCCUGAACUACUCUGAGGAGAGUUUUGUGUUCAGCCGGUUCACAACCAAGGAGAACUUCAUCAGGCAACUCGGUGGGAUUAUUUACUCAGGCAAAGGCACUUACACCGACUGCGCCCUCAAAAACAUGACGUACGAAGUGACCCAGCACUACGCGGCGACGAAGGCCGUCCCUUUCUCCGUGUUCAUCACUGACGGACAUGUGACACGAAAUCCAUGUGGUGGGAUGAAGGUGAAUGCGGAGAGGGCACGGGAGCAAGGGAUCAACAUGUUUGCAGUGGCAGCAACCAGGACCAUCGAUGAAUUAGGAAUGAGGGAGAUCGCCAGCACUCCCCAUGAACUGUACCGUGAUGAUUACAUGGCUGUGGAGAUUGUUGGAGGACGACCAAAAAUACAGACCAGAACCAUAGAACGCAUCAUAAAUGCCAUGAAAUUUCAAGCCAGUGUACUGUGUUUUCAACGUAAACCCAAAUGUGUGGAGAAAUCUGGGCCUCAUGGACCAAAAGGGCAACCAGGUCAAAAAGGUAUGAAAGGAGACAGAGGUAAAGUUGGAGCAAAGGGCCAAAAGGGAAGAGCGGGUGAUCCUGGCAUUGAAGGUCCGAUCGGCCCAGCUGGUCCAAAGGGAGAAAUAGGUGCUAAAGGUGAUAAGGGUGAAUAUGGAUCACUUGGAGCAAAGGGUGUGGCAGGAGAACACGGCGCGAACGCAACUGAUGGUCAGAAGGGUAAAAUUGGGCGAAUUGGAGCUCCUGGUUGCAAAGGUGAUCCUGGUGAUGGCGGACCAGAUGGUUAUCCUGGAAAUGUUGGUGAACCUGGGCAACCUGGAGACAUAGGAGAAAAGGGUUAUCCAGGCCGCGAUGGAAGGAAUGGUCCCCCCGGCCCUAUUGGUGGUCCAGGACCAAAGGGAGAAAUUGGAUAUCCUGGAAACCCAGGGCUGACGGGAGUAAAGGGCUCUCCGGGGACUAAUGGUGGACCUGGACCGAAAGGCGAAAGGGGAAGGAGAGGAGACCCUGGAACGAAAGGAGGCCAAGGUCCUGAUGGGCAAAAAGGAGACAAGGGGGACCGAGGGCCACAGGGAGGCAGAGGUCGGCCCGGGGAAGACGGACUUAAGGGCUCCAAGGGAACCCCAGGACUACCAGGGCCGAGAGGUUCGCCAGGAGAACCAGGGGGCCCCGGCGGAAAUGGCACCAUAGGAAGUCCUGGAGACCCUGGACCAAGAGGAGACUCUGGACUGCCGGGACCAAAGGGUGACAGGGGGAGACCAGGAUUCGGCUAUGCUGGACCAAGAGGAGCCACUGGAGAUAGAGGUGAUCCAGGUAGACCAGGACCCAGGGGGGGCAGAGGUGAAUGUGGUAUGAAAGGAGAACCUGGACCUAAAGGACCUCCAGGAACCAAAGGUGAUCCAGGUCCGCCAGGGCAUCCAGGACGUAGAGGGCCCAGAGGGGGUCCUGGAGUUGAUGGGAGCCCAGGACCAGAGGGCGAUGCUGGGCUAAGUGAGUGUGACGUCAUGAGUUACAUCAGGGAGACGUGCGGAUGUUGUGAUUGUGAGAAGCACUGUGGUGCUGUGGACAUCGUGUUUGUUAUUGACAGCUCAGAGAGUGUCGGGAUGACAAACUUCACCCUGGAGCAGAACUUUGUCAUCAAUUCAAUCAACCAACUGGGAUCUCUGGCCAGCGACCCCAUGUCAACAACAGGGACAAGAGUCGGCGUUGUACAGUACAGUCACAACGGGACCUUCGAGGCCAUCCGUAUCAACGACCCGAACAUAAACUCCAUGUCUGCCUUCAAAACGGCGGUGAAGAAUCUGCAGUGGAUCGCUGGAGGCACCUUCACACCCUCAGCCCUCAAGUAUACCUACGAUACCCUUAUCAAGGGCACCAGGAGGGCCAACGCCAGAGUGUCUGUGGUGGUGAUCACAGACGGCCGCUAUGACAAGCGCGAUGACGAUAAUCUUCUCACAGUCCUUUGCGACGACGACGACGUGGGGGUGACCGCCAUUGGGGUUGGUGACAUGUUCCACAAGAGAGAGGAGGAUGAGACUCUGAUUUCGAUAGCGUGCAACAAGAAGGAUCGUGUCAUUCCGAUGAAGCGUUACAGUGACUUGGUGGCUGAUGAGUUUAUAGAAAGGAUGGAGAAGGUGCUCUGUCCUGAUCCAGUGAUUGUGUGCCCCGAACUUCCCUGUCAGAUUGAACCGGAUGUAGCUCCUUGUGUCCAUCGGCCGGUGGAGUUGGUAUUUCUACUGGAUGGCUCAGAGCGUCUCGGGCCGAGGAACUUCCAGCAUGUCCGUGAGUUUUUGACGAAGGUGGCAUUCAGACUGGGACUGGCCAAGAGCAAAAAUGAUCACAUGCGAGCUCGUCUGGCGCUGAUGCAGUUCGGUAAGGAGAACGAGAACAACGUGGCCUUCGCUCUCACACAUGACAGUGCCGUCAUCGCUGAGGGAGUCGCUCGCUUGCAGUAUAUGGAUUCUUCCUCAAGCAUUGGGCCUGCCAUCAUCUACGCCAUCAACAACAUCUUGGGCAGAGGAAAUGCUCGUCAGACGAGACGCAAUGCGGAGUUUUCGUUUGUCUUCAUCACAGACGGCUACACUGACACCAAGAACCUGGAGGAGGCAGUUAGUGCCAUGCGCAACGCACAGGUCGUCUCCACAGUGUUAGCCACGGGAAGUGACAUUGACGAAACUGUCCUGAAGAAGCUGGCCAUGGGUGACAGGGACGCCAUCUUUAAAGGAAAAGACUUCUCUGAGUUCACCAAGUCCAGGAUGUUUGACCGCUUCAUCCAGUGGGUAUGUUGAAGACACCGCACGGAUGUGAACCGGUGCUACUACUGUUAAUCAAGCAUUUUAAUCAGGAGAUCCUGGUUCAUUAUAGUCAUUUUCACAUGUAAAGAAUCAGGUCCAAAGAUUGUUCGGUGCUGCCCUUUCACACAUGUAUCACACAACAGGAGGUUGUUCCCGUCAGUCGCGUAAUCAUCUACUGGAAAAUACUGUUUUGUUUGGGCUAGAGGUGGUGCCUGAUAGAGUGAUGAAUACUGGUUUUGCAUUGAUAUCAGUACUACUUGUAUUUGGACAAAUCCACAAUAUGAGUGAUAGUGGAAAGCAAUAAACAAGCAAGGAGAAAAGAGGAGGCAGGAAAACACAACAAAGAGCGUGCUUUAAUAAACUAAAGCUGUAAUCCAAAUAACCCAAAAGAAGGGAAGGCACAAAAAGCAAUGUGGUAGGAAAAGGGAGAACACAGGCUUAAAAACACGACGGUGAAUGAAAAAGUGAAACACAGGUGUGGGUGAAGGGUGGGAAAAGUACAAAGACAGGGAGCAGAAUGUCCAAAGACACAUGGGGAUAUAAUCUACACAAGAAAAAAGGUAACGACUGACCCAAACAUGACCAAAAAAAAAAAAAAAAGCAGCUACAUUCCACGCAUCGUUGUCAUCGUCAUCAUGCCUUGUCUCGCACUGAAAGUCCUCCAUACAGUGACCUGCUUUAUUCACACCUGGCGUCAACUGGAGCUGCCAGCGUAAUGUAAUCUACUGUUCAGCCAACAGAUUCUGACUGGCGUUCACACAUACAGCACCUUCAGGUAAUGUCAGGACAACUUCAGGGUAGCAGUACACGUGUGAAAGGGCCUGAUGGUUCUAGUAGGCAUUAUGAAAUUUGCAAAUUAAAUCGUAACAUUGUGCUUUACUUGUCA